CGUCGUCGUGGCCAGUUGUUUUUUCUUUUGAUGUAUAUACUGUAUGCGAUGUAUGUUUGUGUGUGAGUUUAUACAUAAUACGUUUGUGAAGAAGCGUACGUACGCACAGAGUGAAACACUGACUGUGCACGUGUGACCAGUCGAGCAAGAGUAACGAUCGGCACCGAUCGAAAAUAUCGAUUGGGUGAAAGUCGCGGCUUUUUCUCACAGAAGUUCGGCGAGUCCGAGGACCACCAAGAUGUUCUAAGAAUCACGAGAAGACACUUUUGAAGAUAAAUCUGAAGAAGUGAUGUUCACACGUUAAUCAAUUCAGCUAAUAUCUCACACUUCGUACCAAAGAGGGUCAUCAAAGAUUUAAAGCGCGAUAAAGCGAUAAAGUCAAUAGAGCGAUCGAUCGUGGGAGAUAUUGACAAGAAGCCGAUGAGAUACGUGAUUUAUAUAUCGAAUUAUUCUGAAUUACAUCGAGUGAUCAAUCUCAGUUAGUGUUGAGAAAGAGAACAAAUCUUGCAGACGAUGUUUGUAAAUUCUUAAUAACACAAUUGAAAAAAUCAAUUAUUAAAAUGGUGAAGAAAUAUUUUAUUUAAUAUGUAGAAAAUCAAUUAAGUCGCAAAAAUAGAACCGACACGUGCCGGUUAUUGAUAAUUGUUAUGAGCUGAUAAGUUAAACGAUCGUUUUUAAUCGUAUUGAUUGAAGUGACAUACAAAACUCGUGAUUUAAUGACGCGCGCAAGGAGCUAUGGAUUCAACGACAAUCAAAUCGAAACCAAACCCAAGAGAAAAGGCAAACGUUGUAUCAAUAUUGCUGUGGUGGUGGACCAUCAAUUUGUUCAAAACAGGAUACAGAAAAAAUCUAGAGAUAGAGGACUUGUAUGAUCCUUUGAAAACUGAUCGAUCAAAUGUGCUCGGAGAUCGAUUAGAAAAACAUUGGAAAGUCGAGCUGGAAAAUUCAAAAAAACGGAAACGCAAACCGAGUCUGCUAAUUACGAUUUUUCUUACUUUUUUAAAGGAAUAUUCCAUAUUAGGAAUAAUACAAGUGCUCAACGAGUUUGUGAUAAGACUUGGCACGCCGUUCUUAUUGGGAGGUCUUCUGCGUUAUUUUCGAAAAGAUUCGGUGGAACUCCUUGAAAUCGCGCUAGCUUACGGGGCUGGUAUAUGCAUAGCGACCGCUGUGAACGUACUAAGCGGCAGUCAGGCACUUUUCGGAGCUUUUCAUGUGGGUGCCAAAGUUCGCGUGGCCGUUUGCUCCGUGGUAUACAGAAAGGCUUUACGACUGAGCAAAACCGCAUUGAACGAGACAGCAGCAGGAAAGGUAGUCAACUUAGUGGCCAACGAUGUCAAUAGGUUCGAUCUCGUUUCCAUUUUAAUUCAUUACAUGUGGUCGGCACCUUUGCAGGCCUUGAUUGUGGCCUAUAUCCUUUACCAUGAGGUCGGCAUCUCUGGUCUUAUCGGAGCUUUUGCCACUCUUCUAGUUGUACCGCUUCAAUCCUAUACUGGUAAACUCUCGUCGAGAUUCCGUCUCCAAACUGCCAUCAAGACGGACAAACGGGUUCGACUAAUGGAUGAGAUUAUUUCCGGGGUACAGGUGAUCAAAAUGUACGCUUGGGAGAAACCGUUCUGCGCUAUGAUCGAGCUGGCACGGAAACUCGAGCUGCGAGUGGUCACCAAAAGUUCUUAUAUCCGUGGAAUUUACAUGACCUUUAAUCUCUUUACAACACGUAUGGCGCUGUACAGCACACUCAUAACGAUGCUGUUGUUCAACGACGAUAUCACCGCUGACAAAAUCUUUGUCGUUUCGUCUUACUUCAACAUCCUCUCGCACACUCUCACUGGCAUGUUCGUGCGCGGGUACGCUGAGUUGAACGAGUGCAUGGUGGCCAUUAGACGAUUGCAGAAUUUUUUGGAGCUCGAAGAAUUUCAUGACGGCAACGUCGUUAAUAAAUUGUCGUCCUCCAACGAUACGCUACACGAUAAUUCAACAACCAAAGAAUCUCCUGACGAGCCAGAUCUACCUUACAUUGACGACGACGUAGUCGAAAACACAAGCGAAAGCAUCAGUAUCGAGAACAGCAAGAAGCCGAACGGAUUAGUUGUGGCCAUUGAUUUACUGAAUAAUAGCACUAAUCAUGUUGAAGAGAAAAAACAAUCAGUCAACGAGAAGUGGGCCAUCAACAUGAUCGACGUGACUGCCAAGUGGCUGAGCAAACAACCGGAGAACACUCUGGAAGACUUGAAUCUGGGAAUAGAAAAGGGAAAGUUAUACGCGGUCAUUGGCAUGGUGGGCAGUGGGAAAAGCUCUUUUUUAUCCACCAUUUUAGGCGAGCUUAGCCUGAUAAAGGGCCAGAUAAAGGUGAACGGCAGCAUCAGUUAUGCCAGUCAGGAGGCCUGGGUCUUUGGAGCUUCUAUUCGGCAGAAUAUAUUAUUCGGACAGCCCUACAAUCGUCAACGUUAUCAGAAAGUGAUCAUAGCUUGCGCUUUGCCGCGCGACUUUGAACAGUUUCCUCAAGGAGAUCAGACCAUUGUGGGAGAAAGAGGCAGCUCGGUGUCCGGCGGUCAAAAGGCCAGGAUUAACUUGGCCAGAGCUCUGUAUAGACAAUCGGAUAUUUAUCUUCUAGAUGAUCCUCUAAGUGCGGUUGAUGCUCACGUCAGUAAGCAUCUGUUCCAAAAGUGCAUUCAGAGAUAUCUGGCUGGAAAGACCACAAUCUUGGCAACGCAUCAACUGCAGUACAUAAAGAGUGUCGAUGCUAUUAUCUUGCUUGAGCAAGGAAAAAUUAAAUACUUCUCGCAUUAUAUGGAUCUACUGGCCUAUCGACCUGAGUACGGAAUACUUUUGGCAGCAGAGGAUGAAACGACCGACGAGUCGACCUCAGAAAUAAAUAUAAAUUUACGACGACAGUUUUCUACUUCAAGUAAUGGAAGUCGUACUCCGGAAAUUACGGACGAUGAGGAAGAAGAUGAAAACGCCGAACGAAUAAACGGUCUGGAAACGACAUCACGUGGCUUGGUUAAAGGUCCUAUAUUUAUGAAGUUUUUCCAAGUCGGUUCCAACUUGAUCUUAGACUUUAUUGUUGUACUUUUGUUUAUUACUACGCAAUUUGUCGUCAGUUCCUGCGAUUACUUCGUGCCUUAUAUAAUCAAUACUGAAGAAGCGCGGAAAUACAAAACUAGAGUUUACUUGAAUCUAACAGAAGAUAUUUAUACAAACAAAACAAACCCGGUCAUCCAGAAUUUAUUGCCGAGGACUACUUAUAUCUAUAUUUACACCGGCAUUGUCCUGGGCAUCUUUUUUAUCGGCAUUACCAGAUCAUUGGUGUUCUACAAAACAUGCAUCACAUGCUGUCAACGUCUGCAUGAUAUGAUGUUUAAUGCGCUGAUUCGUACGGGAAUGCGAUUUUUUGACACUAACCCGAGUGGCCGGAUUCUGAACAGAUUUUCCAAGGAUAUGGGCGCGAUCGACGAGCUGUUACCAAAAGUGAUCCUCGACGCUUGUCAGAUGAACUUGAUGAUGAUUGGCUCUCUGGUAGUAACCUGCAUCAUCAAUCCCAUUUUCCUAGUACCGGUUAUAUUCAUAAGCACGAUCAUCUAUUGGAUCCGAAAAAUGUAUCUAAAGACCAGUAAGAACAUCAAGCGACUGGAAGGAAUAGCACGAUCUCCGGUGUUCACUCACUUGAAUGCUACGCUAAACGGCCUGACGACUAUCAGAGCAUACUGCGCUCAGGACAUACUCAAACGGGAAUUCGACAAAUUGCAAGAUUAUCACACGUCCACUGUCUACAUGUAUAUUGUGACCAGCACGGCGUUCGGAUUCACUCUCGAUGUGUUUUGCUUUGUCUUUAUCUCGUUCGUCACUUUCAGCUUUUUGUUGCUCAAUCAGACAUUUUCUGACGACGAGGUCGGACUAGCUAUCACCCAGGUAAUGACAAUAACUGGGUUGAUUCAAUGGGGAAUGCGACAAAGCGCGGAAGUGGCGAACCAGAUGAUGGCGGUGGAACGUGUACUCGAAUAUAUUCAGCUACCGCCGGAACCGAAUUUGCGUGACAGAGGCGCGUACUUGAAGAAAAAAGAGAGUCAAAAUCUGUCUCUGCCCGCUAGCGCUCCCAAUGGCUGGCCCGACGCAGGUUGCAUUCAGUUCAUCAAUGUCUAUAUGAAGUACUCGGAUGACGAUCCGUACGUUCUCAAGAAUUUGAAUAUUGUGAUGCGUCCCGGAGAGAAGAUUGGUAUCGUAGGAAGAACAGGUGCUGGAAAAUCGUCACUUAUAACAGCUCUCUUCCGACUAGCGAAAGUAGAGGGAAUUAUUAAGAUCGACGGUAUAGAUACGAGUCAGAUUGCUUUGGAGGAUUUGCGCGGCAAGAUAUCUAUUAUACCCCAGGAUCCCGUUUUGUUCUCGGGUACACUGAGACGUAAUCUGGAUCCGUUCAACGAGUUUUCCGAUCUCGCUGUAUGGGAAGCGCUCGAAGAGGUCGAGCUGAAAGACGCGGCUGUUAUCAAUAAUGGUCUGGAAAGUCGCGUGUUUGACAGAGGUAGCAACUACAGUGUCGGACAGAAGCAGCUUGUGUGUUUGGCAAGAGCUAUCUUAAGGAACAAUCGUAUUUUGAUGUUGGACGAAGCGACCGCUAAUGUAGAUCCUCACACAGACGCGUUGAUUCAGUGCACUAUUAGGAAGAAGUUCACGACCUGUACGAUGCUCACGAUAGCGCAUCGACUGCACACUAUAAUGGACAGCGACAAGGUCCUCGUGAUGGAUAAAGGUCGUAUGGUCGAGUAUGAUCAUCCCUACAUGUUACUACAAAACAGUCAGAGUCAAUUCACGUCAUUGGUGAGAGAAACCGAUCCGGGUAUGCAUGAACAACUGGCCAAAGUGGCGAAACAAGCGUACGACGCCAAAUACAGAAAAACAUGACAAUGCACCGGACAUGAAAUAACAUGAAGCUUUUUUGUCAUUCAAAUUUUCAUAUGCUUAAUCGUGAUAGAAAUGAAAGUAAAUCAGUGAAUAUCUAAUUUUAGGUAAAGUUCCGUAGAUUUUCUUGUGACGUAUGUCACGAUACCGAUAUUCUUUUCUCACUCAACUUAAUAACUUUGACCUCGCCUAUCUCUGAAACGAAAAAUAGGCUCAAUGUGAAAUUUUUCUGUGAUCAAUGUCUUAUCAUAAGCUAACAUUUAGCACACUAUUUGAUUCAAAAUUUGAGGAUCCUGGGCGAAAACGGGCAAAAUUUCACUUCUUUUUGGAGCCACUCUUUGUGCAACACAUCCGAAACAUAUUGGACAAAAAAAAAAAACAAAACAGGAAAGGAAACAAUUAUUUAUGCACAAAUAUUUAACACAAAUGAAUGAAGUUUAUCCACUGAAGAGAAAAACUUAUUGCAUGAUUUUUAAGAUAUUUAGCUUUGAACAAGCACGAUACUGUAGCGAGUAUUAUAAUCACCACGUGUUUGCGAUACUGAAUGUAUUUCUAUAUAAAACGAUGUUGAACUAUUAUAAAUCUCUAUAGAUAUUAAUAGAAAUCAAUAAAACUAAUCGAUAUUAAAAGAAUUGUAUUUUUACAUUGUAUUUAAUAAUGGUUAAAGUUGCGGUGAGUUUUUUUCACGUACAAGUCUAAAUAAAAUAAAAUAAAAUAAAAAAAUUACACUACUCACACAUAUUUUUCUACUCUACGCUUUAUGUACUUCCAGAAACUAUAAACGUUUCUCGCUCUGUGAUAAGCAUUUGCGUUUAUAGAUAUAUGAACAUAUAUAAAAACAAACUGAGAACUGUGUAUGUGAUGUGUACAAUUUUUAUAUUUGUUAAAACAAACAUCAGAACAAAUAAAAUAAGAUAUACCUAAGACAUAACAUUUAUUAUCAACGUUAUGAGUAGUAUAGUUUCGGACAUUUUUAUUGUGGAUAUUUUACUAUACUUAGAAUAGACUUAGACUGUAAAUAGGUCAUACAAAAAUUGAAUAAAAAUCCACAGUGAUGACGCUAAAAGAUAUUUCAUCUUAAUUUGAAUAUUUAACAAACGCUACGAGUACUUAUUUUUUGUUAUUACAGAUAAGGGCUCAAUAUUUUUAGAAACCGCAUUUAUGGAAUAUAACUGCGAGCAUCUCUCUUAUAUAUUAU
Messenger RNA from Pseudomyrmex gracilis, 6091 nucleotides. RefSeq names its product multidrug resistance-associated protein 4-like. Gene Ontology annotation, biological process: transmembrane transport. Gene Ontology annotation, molecular function: ABC-type transporter activity; ATP binding; ATP hydrolysis activity. Bases 736 to 4896 code for a protein of 1386 amino acids. The transcript is spliced from 13 exons. The record is from RefSeq and is a predicted model, not a curated record. Lineage: Eukaryota; Metazoa; Arthropoda; Insecta; Hymenoptera; Formicidae. Gene Ontology annotation, cellular component: membrane.